AUGCCGAAGCGAAAAGCGAAGAAGAUUGUCAAACGCACUGAAGAACAAAAGACGGACGACGAGAGCGACAAAGGAAUUCAAGGAGAAGAGAAGAAAGAGGACUUCGUCGACGAAGAAGCUGAAAGACAGCAAGCUGCAAUUAGAGCAAUCCGUGAUGUUGAGAUUGAGCACACUUUGACUGCACUGAGCUUACUCGAGUCAUAUUUUGCUGAGGAACAGAUGCAGACUCCCGUGUUACAGUUCUUUAAAGAGAAACUCCCGAAUUUAUCUCUACUCAGAAACGAAGAAAGUGGGGAGAUUGAGCUGAAGUGGACUGACGAAAAUGGUGAUUCGUUCAUGGGCAAUGCAAAUGGGGUUGACUUGAAUUAUUCCAUUCUGAAGCGCUUGUCGAUGGGUUUUCCAGAUUUUUACAGUAGGCCAUCUCUUGGUGGUGGCUACGAUUUACCUGGCAACGUGAGAGCAAACAUGUUAGGAACUGAUAACCCACACCUCGAGAAUCUUGUGUUACAGGGGACAUCUGAGAGACAAGUGCUUGCAGGCCAUGAUGCUUUUCAGACUCCUGGGGUAAAUGGACAAAGACUCUCUUUUGGAAUGACACCAAAGACUCGGAGGCUACCAAAACCUGGAGAGAUGAUGCUCUCUGUGCAUGGCUCUCCUUUGGGGGUCUUUAACGAAGAUCAAAACAUGGAAGCUAUAAAGGAGUAA
Microthlaspi erraticum is the source of this 705-nucleotide messenger RNA. The record is from the annotation of a GenBank genome assembly. Lineage: Eukaryota; Viridiplantae; Streptophyta; Magnoliopsida; Brassicales; Brassicaceae.